Molecule: messenger RNA, 3147 nt
Organism: Cyprinus carpio (common carp)
Lineage: Eukaryota; Metazoa; Chordata; Actinopteri; Cypriniformes; Cyprinidae
Gene: epsti1
Product: epithelial-stromal interaction protein 1
Source: RefSeq, a predicted model, not a curated record
CACCAGAGGGACAAACCUCGCGCUGCUGCAGCGGGGUCUCGCGAUUCCAAAAUAGAGCAGCGCGUUUUCAUACCCCACAGCUCCGUGUGCCCCAAACCUCCAAAACAAGCUGUAACUGCCAAGAAUCACCGUGUGCUUAAAAAGCUUCCAUGCACUAUGUUUCAAAUGAAUACUGGUGUUACGGAGAAUCCCACACAGAGACACAAUGCCAUAACCAGCUCCCAGUCAGUGCCAGUGAUCAGCUGUUCUGGCGGAGCCUACUGUACGUGAAGGUCAGGAAACACGCGACACGAGAAUAAACUAACAUGAACCGAUCUACACAUCUACAGCGUAAUUCCAGAGGGAGCCGGGCAUACAGAGGAAAUGAAAUAAAUCAAACCAGCGAUAUGACGGACCGCGAGCUAAUGAAUGAAAAGUACUGUGAGAAUAACUCACCUGACGUUAGUACUGCAAACCCUCAGAAUCAGCCAACACGUGCGGAUGGAUACACCAAGAUACCACCAAAUGAAUCAAAACGGAGCAAACUGCAGAGGAAUGCACAGAAAGAAGAGGAGGAACUGAGGAGAUGGAAAGAGGAGAACCGGCCUGGUCCCAUUCAGCUGGCUCCAGAGAGACUAGGUGGUGCAGUGUCACUGGCAGAAGUCAGACAAAGACAGCAAGUGGAAUUACGCCAGUCAAAGCUGAGAAAAAUGCUUCGAAAAGAGGAAAUGGAUCAAAAGAAAAGACAGGCAGAGGAGGAGGAGAAUGAGAAGAAGAAGGCCUUACAGCGAGAGAAGGCCACUAAACUAGAGAUGAGGAAAAAGCAAGAAGACGAACAGAGACAGAAGCUGUACCAAGAUGACAAGCAAAUGAAAACAGAGGAGUUUCUUCAAAGAAUGGAGAGGUCCAGCAGUAGCGUUUCUAUGGCAGCAAGCAGUUCCAUACCAGCAUCAUCCUGGACUAAAAGUCAUGAGUACAGGGAUACCAGAAGAGAGGAGGAGAACUCUGACCUGCUUAAGAAGAAAGAGGAGCAGAGGAGAAAGGCAGAAAUUUUGGAGGAAAAACAAAAACAACAGGAGGAGGACAGGAAGAGACGGACUGAAGCUGACCAUCGGCGGGUGAACAUGGCCUUCCUAGACCGUCUGGAGGCGGGUAGUUCAGGUAGGGUGCCUGAACCCAUGACCCAAACCCCUGAAAGCACUAAUGUCUGGCUGGAUGAUGAUGAUGAUGACGAACCGCAGGAUACAGCCUUAUCCACAGUUCCCAACCCAUCAGAGCUCCACACAGACUCUGAAGAGGAGAAUGCGCUAGUUUGGUCCAUUAGUGUGUGGUUUAGUGUGGGAUCAAGAUGCCGUUGUUUGCGGAACAGGCUGGCAGAAGCACUGCGGUGGAGACGAGUUCUCCCACCCUGUCUGUCCUGCUCCAUGAACCAGAUGAACCAGCAGGGAGAUUGUGGCCAUAUGUGGACCCUGAUGAAACUCCAGAAUAGGUUUCCAUACUAUGAGCUUGAUAUGCUGGAAGAGAUCAUCAAGCAGUGCAAUGGCAAUUACCAGCAAGCAUAUGAGCUGCUUGAUGUGUAAAUACUUUCUCGUUUUGAUCCUCAGUGAUAGAUUGAUCCUAAUGUUGUUUUGUGAGUUAAUAAUAAUUUUUGGGUGAACUGCCCCUUUACUUAAUGAAGAUGAUGAGCUUAAACCAAACAAUCUAGUGUCCUUUGAACUGAAACAAAAACUUCUUUUUUAGUUUGUGCAGUUAUUUUUGCUCUGACACUAAAUGGACUGACACUUAGUCACAGAGAAAAUAAAUCAAAACAAUAAAUCAAGAUUUGAGUCUGCUGUGGGAACAUUUAUGGAUCCCAUGGAUACAAUUAACAGGCUAAAUGAUGUGCGUUCACUAAAUUCAAAGGCUAAUUUAUAAUGAGGUAAAGGACUGAACUCAUCCACCAUAGGGAUGGACAGUGAAAAACCAAACCAUCAUACACAUCAUUAGCUUCCUGAAUGCUGUAUAGGUUUCUGCUAAAACUGCAUGAAUUUAAAAAGGCUCCCUCUAUGUAUGUGAAAUAGAGUGCAACAGACGGGUUCGUGGAGUAAAAAUCCCAUCCAUUUUCUCCAUUGGGGAAUUAACCGUUAGCGGCUUUAACAUGGGAGAGAGCUAUGAAGCAUUGUGAGUGAUAUAAAAUAAAAUGAUGGAGAAAUAAAAAAAACGAUUAAUUUAAAGAUGUUUUUAAUAUAUAGAAAAAAUAUACAAUAAUAUGUGAGUAGGUUACGAAAAUAUCUUUGGCAGUGCUUCAUGGGAGUGCUGAAGAGUUCUUUUAAUCCUGAUUCGCUUUCCAACAUUCUCUGAUUGAGACAUUUUUCAACAGGAAUUAUGCAGUUAAACACAAUUAUUUAAAAUAUAAAUUGAAAUAAUAAUACUGAUAGCAUCAACAAAAUCUCAUGCCAGUUCCACUGAUUAACAACCUCGUAGCUCACAGUACAGUAGGUCUCUCUUUAAGUACAUAGUCUUAACCUUUUUUUUGUAAUGUGAUCCACCUCUUAGCUGGAUGGUUUGGUUCAUGGCUUAAAUUUUCUUUUUUUUUUUUUUAAUUCAUAUGGGAAAAUGAGUGGGAAAAAUACUUUUGGAACAGAUGCGGCAGAAAAAGUAGGCAGUCACAGUUGCACUCUAUUCAGAAGAUUUAAUCCUGAAGCAAUAGAAGAGACAUUUAAUGGGUGCGUUGUCCUGAAAAAAAUGAUUCAAAGGUGUCCACAUGCAGAAAAUAAAUAAAUAAAUAAGUUCCUGGAUUUGUGUUGAUGUGUUUAGAAAAUUGCCUAAACUAACACAAAGUAAAUUCAGCAUCUUUAUUGAUUAAGUCAUUUUACAAAUAUGUGUAAGAGAGACACAAAUGGCACCAAUUUUGGCGAUGAUGCAGAAAGAGCUGGUGUUUUUGACUCAAGGAGUCAAGGAGUUCAGGUUCAAGUGUGGCCAAAACAUCAACUUGUACAUCCCGCGGCACAGUUUUCUUGCUCUUCAAAGGUUUUUACCCUGCUUAGUGAACAAAAUAAUGCAGUUGAUUCCAUGUGAAUCGUAAUUAGCUACCUUGUGUUUUUGUUGAACCGCGAUCAAUCGUGUUCCUGCACAGGAAAAUUUCUCAUGUAAAUGUGUUCGCUGCAUUAAACAUGCCGUUUCCUGUGA